Macrobrachium nipponense is the source of this 6886-nucleotide messenger RNA. Its product is annotated as major facilitator superfamily domain-containing protein 6-like. The coding region runs from base 78 to 1850 and encodes 590 amino acids. The transcript has 12 exons. NCBI's taxonomy places the organism in Eukaryota, Metazoa, Arthropoda, Malacostraca, Decapoda, Palaemonidae. The record is from RefSeq and is a predicted model, not a curated record. Gene Ontology annotation, cellular component: membrane.
UGCUUUUUGUCAGAACACUUCGGAGUUGUCGUCUGUACUGUCGAUAUAUUACAGAGCAAAGUACAGUCAAAGAAGCCAUGAUGAAGAUCAACGUGGAAUUGUUGCCAAUGAAAAGUCAUUACUUUUUGCUGUUUGCAGGUACAGCACCAGUGGUUCCAUUUUUACCUGUGUACGCUCGUCAGCUGGGAAUCCCCAUUGUGGGCAUAAGUUUAAUUUAUGCCGUCCUGCCCUUUAUCGGCCUUUUUGCCAAAACGUGUUCAGGUGCUCUGUCUGACUGCUUUCAUAUUCAUCGCGGAGUGUUCCUGUCUUCCAUUGCUAUCAGUGCAAUUGGAUUUUUUAGUCUCUACUUUUGCCCUCCUUUGCCCUCCGAUGCAAAUGCAAAAUCAAGUAAUUUACUGCUCGACUGCACUGCGCCCACUAGCUACUUGAAGCUCUGUACGAAGAGAGAAAAGUGCGGGAGCAACGAUUUUCUGAGUUCCAUUCAAGACAACCAGACAGUGACUUGCCAGGUGGAGCUUUACGGAGCUCGGGAAAACAUAGAACAAAUAUGUGAAUCUUGGAAUACUUCAUCUAUGUGCCUGGAAGACCGUCUCACCUUCAAAGCUACAACUAAAGUGUCUCACUUUGAUAAAGAAGGCCUGUGUACGUUUUUCCCCGUUAAUACCAUCAAUCUCUAUGGUGAAGAGAUUGUGUAUCCAACGUGUCCGGAUAUAAUUCGUGCAAACAGCAGCGUGCUCUGCGAUGACAAAGGUUUCAUGAACUACAUUGGCACUUCGGGGGUAUCGUACGAGGAAAUGAUCUCGCACUACGAGUUUUGGUUGUACCUCAUAUGCAUCAUUAUUGCUUGGUCUGGGUUUGCCAUCACAGUUGUCAUGUCUGAUACUGUUUGCUUCCAGCUGUUGGGUGCUGCCAGUAAUAAGUACGGUCAGCAGCGUUUGUUUGGCUCCCUGGGAUGGGGAACCUUGGUGAUCAUCACAGGUGGAUUGAUCGAUUAUGCAUCUGAGGGAGAUGCAGAGAAGGACUAUACCCCGGCUUUUGUUCUUUGUGUCGCAGUCUUGUUCAUCGAUCUCUUUGUGGCCUCUCGCCUUCAUAUUGAGGGCAAUGAAAAGCAGAGAGGAACUGCAGGUUCUGUAGUGAGGCUGAUGUGUGAGCCCCGAAUUGUCCUCUUUGUUUUGUGCUGCGUCAUUGUUGGCAUUUCCACUGGAAUUCUUUGGACAUUCCAGCUCAUGUUAGUGGAAGAUGUUGCCUUUGAAUGGAACUGCAACUUCCAAGCCUUGAAGCUCCUGCAGGGUCUUAUUAUGGGUGUCCAGUGUUUUGGUGGAGAAUUACCAUUCUUCUUCCUCUCUGGUUGGUUCAUCAAGAAGCUAGGCCAUGUCCAUAGCAAUGUCUCUGGUUAUUGGUGUGUUUGGCAUCGCUACAUUCUGUAUUACACUGUAACAAACCCUUGGGUUUUCUUGCCCAUCGAACUCAUGAAUGGGUUUACGUUCGGUAUCUUUUACGCCACCAUGACAUCAUACGCAAGCCACAUAGCUCCUCUUGGUACAGAAGCGACAAUGCAGGGCAUUGUUGGUGCAGCUUUUGAAGGAAUUGGUAUUGCUAUUGGUGGCUUUGUUGGAGGUGCUGUCUUUGCAACAGUUGGGGGUUCUAAGAUGUUCCUCUUCACGGGAAUAUUCAACUUAAUUUUUGCAGCCAUCCAUGUAACCCUUCAGAUUCUUCUUGACAGGCUGUGGAUUGGGUCUGUUUCAUCAGAUCCUACAGGUUCGCCCAUCAGGUACGUGCCUCCCAGUGAAAGCAUGAGACCAGUGGCUGCAGAAGAGGAUGAGGAAGGUGCCGGAGAAGCGUUGCAAUGAAGGAGCAACUGAGCUUUGCUGGUUCUUCGUUGUUGGUCGAUAUUUCGGUGCCUAGAGAACAGAAGUGUCGACCACCGUCUUGUGCCGUCCUUGAUGCUUUACCGUUGUGAGGCGUUGAUCUCAUACCCAUGAGGGUACUGUUAAGGUAAUCAGGCUGUUCAUUCCUUCUCUACUCUAGUUUCAUUCUGUAUGGAGAUUGGAUAGAGGUUUACAUAUAGUAUAUAUACUGUAUAUUUUCUAGUUACAGUCCUUAUUAUGUAUACUUUGCUACUAGUAGUGCAAUGCAUGCUAUUAUAUUUGGGUCUUAUAGAAAUGGUUUGUAUUACAGUUGUAUGGUUUUUUUAAUUCUUUUUAUCUUGCUUAGAAAAUAUGUAUACUACUAUGAUUUAUAGUAAGCAACAUAAUGUUGAGGUUGCUGGGGUAACUGUGAAUAACAUUGCUUGCCAGUUUAUGGGCAAGAAUUGAACUGGUUUAAAGUAGUGGUGUGCAUGGGUCUUUUGAAUGUCAGGCUUACAUAGAAAUUUGAGGUUUUAUACAACUUAAUGAUAUUUGCUUAAGGCUACAUUCAACCUAGAAUGGAAGUCAAAUGAUACUAGAUUUGUAAUUUGUAGCUUUAAAAACAUAAGUUGUAAUCCUGUUUUUAUUUUUAACUUCUUUUUUUAAGAAAAAGAACAUUUCAAAAGAUAUCAUUUUAUUUACAAACUUUUUAUCUGAUACAUAUUUUUAUAUUCAUCCAUGCACAAUGUGUAUUCAUAUACAUAUCCUUGUUCUGUUUAGCCUGUCAGUCAUAUAUUUGAUAGAGAAUAAAAUUCUGAAUAAUGCAGUUGCCUUUCCAAGUCAGUCUUUGGGCAUUUGGAAUGUUUGUUCAGAAGUGGUUAUCGUGAAUAAAUGUCCAAGUUUUUCAGUGAAAAGUUUAUUCUUACUUUGUAAUCUUUGAUUGAGCCACUGAAAUUAUACUAAGAAAACCCAACUACAAUAUUGUACGUAUAUGGGUAUUAUAAAGUUUAAUAUUGCCAUUCUCUUUUUCAGUUUUCAAUUUUUUUUUGAGAUUUAUAUAAUGUUUGAGAUAUUAUGCAAAUAAUGAACAUUACAAAAUCACAUUCAGUAUUCACAGUAUUGCUGGUAAACAUAAUCAUUUUCUGAUCUUUUGCUGUCGGCUCACUGGACAAGUUCAAACUGAAGUGUUACAAGUGUAAGACAGUUGUUUUGUAUGUACAAAAUAUAAGAUCUGGCUUGAAAAAAAAUCAUAUUUACAGUAUUAAAUGUUUUAGUGUAAGUUAUAUACAAUUGAUAGUUACUCCGUGACUGUAAAAUGGUCAUAGAGUUUAAGUAAAAAGGUUGCAUUAGGGAAAAAGUGUUGUAGAUUUAUUGACGUUUGUUGAAUUUUGUUAUGAGUGUUCGAUGAAGUACAGUAUAAUAGAUAGACAUUGUUUUCUGUAGAGUAAUUUUUAAUGGUUGAAUAUUCCAUAUACAUACAGCGGUAGUGUGCACUUUCUUGUAGUGAGAGUAACCUAUUUGCUAUGAACUUGUGUAUCUCUUUUAGUUACUAAAGAUUUUUUUUUAUCCUCUUCACAAUUGUAGUCAAGCAGUGAAGUUCCUAUUUAGUUGACACAGUCUGUGGACUUUUCAGUAGUCUAAGUGGUGCCUAUGGAGUUAGUAGGUAGGACAGUGUGUUUGCAGAUCUUAUUCAUAGUCAUAGUUCCAAGGCUCACUGACUUUCCAUUAGUUUAUAGUUAGGUUAGUCUCCAGUACAUUUUACGUAAUGCUUAACUUUCAAUGCAAUAGUCUUUGGGAAUACUUCCACCAUAGUCCUGUUUGUCAGUGUUCAUUUACUGGAUUUUUUUGUGUGGCUUACUGUGCCUGUUUGGAAAAUAUAGUGCACAGUUUUUAGCUCAUGUGAGCUGAAAACUCAAGUAAGCCCUUUUCUCAUCAAAUUUUGUCUAGUAUGUAUGUAGUGUGUAUGUUUGCACGUAUGGUGUACAUAAACUGAAAUUUUCAAGCCACCAAUACUUGGCACAAAACAACCUUGUGUAAAGGGAUUCAAGGUUUUUAAUUAAUUUUUUUUAAUGGUAGCUACUCCCUCAUCAUGGGAGAGAUAUUUAAGGAAUACAUAAAGUAGAUUUGGAUAAUUGAAGAUUGCUGUUUUCUCAUAGAACUUCCAGGUCAGAAAUAACGAAACUUGCACAAUAGCUUCCUGAUGUAACGUAGAUUCAAUUUUGCUUGAAUCAUGGCCUUUGAGACCUUGAUAGGGGUCCAGAUUUAACAAAGGAAUGAAGGAAAAAUGUUAAAAGCGUCUUCAUCAGACAAACAACAGGGCUGCAGCUUGUCAAACUGAUAUACAUUCAUCCUUAUGCAAUGUAGAACUGAGAUUGAUCAAACUAUGGUCAAAGGGGCCAGGAUGGGCCCGCAAUAGGAGGCCACAACCUUACACAUGAAAAAAUGGGAAACGUAUUAGAUCGUAUUCUUGCAAGUGGCUCAGUUGAGCAGUGUGGCAUAAGGACUUCUUGUUUAAAGAUUAUAAUUAUUCUUAUUUUCUAAUAGUGACAGCCUGUGUCUGGUUGUAAAGUCCCAUUGGUCUGGGUUUCAGCUCCUACCCCUCUGUUGUCUAAUGCAAGUUUUGCUUGCUUGGUUUAUAACCAAUUCUUGUGGGUCAUUUAAGUUUUUUUUUUAUGUUAAAGUGAAAGUGUACAAAAUUUGGUGGUACAUAUUCAGCAAUUAGUGAGGAGACAAGUUUUUCAGACCAAGUUGUGGGCUUUUCAUUGUUACUUAUUUUUGAUAGAUUAUACAAUACCUGUUAUGUCUUGUUGCUUGAUAUGAAUUACCUCAUGAAAUAGCAUGUAUUGUAACAAUAAUACUUCAAGGAGAUCUUUCUUGUAGCUUUAAAUACGUAUCCAGUGCUUAGCUGGUCAAGGGCUACAUGAAGCUAAAGUCUUGCUGCCUUUACCACUGAGUAUUAAUCACAUAAUAAUGUUUAUCACAUAGUAAUGUUUAUUGUUGUCUGAGUAUGUUGAGCUGCCACCAAAACAAUCAUCAGUGACAAGUGUCAAACCUCCUUUCCCAUUGAAAAUACACAGAGAUGUAUCUGUUAUGAAAUUUUUAUUUGCUUGUUGUCUUCCAGUAAGUUUUUGGGUGGGGUGGUCAGUUUUCUUCCUGAAAUACUUUAUUGGCAUGAUCAAUUUUUCAAUCUGGGGUCCUUCGUAUGUUGUACAUUGAAAAAAGUCACACCAGACAUUGCAGUGUUUAAAGGUAGCACGACUCUGUUACUUCCCCACACCCAUCCGAAUUGAGGCCACUGUUGUGGCAAGAACCUCAAGGCCAAUAUAAUCAGAUGACGAAUGCAACUUUUUCAAGGCAAGCAUUUUGCCAAUAUUUAAAGUUCAUGUAUAGUAUAAUACAUCAUUCUGACUUUGCCUUGUUUUGUGAUUGGUUCCAGAAAUCAUACUCCAAGUUUUGUUUUCCAAAGCGUAAAUACCCCUGCCAGGAUGGUAUGUGUCCAUGGUAGGACUCAUUUGACUCUUUCUAGAGCCAAAGGAUAAAGAAAGCAGAAAGCAGAAACCAAAGUUUCUAGAAAGAUUAACUCUCUUAAGAGUGCCAUUGUGAUCACGGGCUACUUGGAAGACUCAUUUGUGAACCAGAAAUGUGGAAUUUGGUGAAAUGUUCAAGGACUUGAUUGAUGUUGCAUGAAUCAUCUUUUAAUAAUAAUACUGCAGGUACCUUGGUAUAACCACAUGUCUUUUAUUGAAGCUUUUUUGUAUUUCCUUAUUUUGAUAUUUGUUUAUUUUUGUUUAUAUAUCAUUUUUAAAGCUACUGUUUAAUUCCAAUGGUACUCCAGGUCAAAACAUUGCCUUCUGUGGCAAGUUGUGAACUGCUCACAAAUCUUUCUGAUAAUAAUAAUAAUUAGAGGAAUAUUUUUUUAAUGUUGGGAUUCUGAUCAAAGCAAAUUAAACCCACUUGUUUCUUUGGCAGAAGGGCAAACUUUGAAAUAAAAACAUAUCUUUCUGUUAUGAUUCUUGUUUUUAGGGUCAGUUAUGACCAAACAUUUUUGAAAACUUUCAAAAUUUACUGUCCUCUAGAUAGAGAGCUGUAAUGUUCAAAACUUAGUCUUUGUGUUGUUCAUUGUGUAAUGUGUUAGUUAUCAUGAAAACUAAUUAUUCUUAGAUGCUAAGAGAACUCCUUUCUUAGGGUAAAGUGCUUUGUUAUAGUUGUGCAAGCCAGUGACAUCUCAAAGAAAAGUGUUGAUGCUUUUAAUCCAAAAAGUGCUCUUUGCAAUGCUUUUAAUCACCAAGUGCUCUUAGAGGAGAAGGUCUUAGCCUAGCACUUUUUUCCAAGCCAUAAUGAAGCACUUUGUUAUUGUGGUAAAUUUUGUUAGUAUGACGUCUCGAAUAUUUUUGUGCCGUAAAAAGCAAACACAUUAACAUUCCUUAUUGUAACUCAAAGUACAGUAAAUAGAGGUCUGUUUUUUAGCUUCCUAGUUGAAUUUGUCAUGUUUAUUAACAAAAUAAGUAAAGUUAUGGUCUUGUGAAUUUGGAGUAGAUAUCAGACCAUAUUUUUCAUGUUUACAGAUGCCUAUAUUUAGCUACUGUGUAUAGGGCUGCAUCUCAGAAAAUAGUUUCACUUUCAUGUGAAAGUAUGCCGUUAGGUUUUGCUAGUUAUUUGAGAUCAACUAAUCAUUUGGUUACUUGUUGAUACUUCUAGAAGCUAAGAGUCUUUAGAAUUGCUUGUAUUAAGGACUAUAAAGGGUGUAAAGUACUUUUAAGUUUGUAGUCACAUUAAACUUAUACAAAUAUUAGUCUGUUUCUAGACUAUUCAAGGCAGAGUUUCAUUAGGGGCUGUGUAUUAUGACUGCCUGGUGUUAGUAUCUGAGUGUCAUGCCAUGUCUGUGACCCAAGAUUGAAUUGUAAACACGUCUCAUAUCAGCGUCUUGACUUUAUACCAUACGUUUGACGCGGCAGGAUGUGCUUCAAUGUAUUUUUACCAUCUAGAGGGAGAACAUAAAUGGUGCUUCAAAUGUAGGAAAUAUAGCUUUAUUGAAAUCA